Messenger RNA from Gaeumannomyces tritici R3-111a-1, 3791 nucleotides. RefSeq names its product NADPH oxidase regulator NoxR. Gene Ontology annotation, molecular function: protein binding. The transcript is spliced from 6 exons. Bases 1316 to 2923 code for a protein of 535 amino acids. The record is from RefSeq and is a predicted model, not a curated record. NCBI's taxonomy places the organism in Eukaryota, Fungi, Ascomycota, Sordariomycetes, Magnaporthales, Magnaporthaceae.
CGGGCGCACGUUUGUGGCCGUCAUGGGCCUUGCUCGCCCACAACACACAGCUCUUUGGUCCAGCCGCUAAGCCCCACCGUCGUCGCCAGAAACGAGGGAGACCCAGGGUGCUGGCAUUGAUGCGUCUCCGUAUCUACGUCGUAGAUUGUUUCCGCCCGGCACUCGACGUCUGUAUGUUCCAUUCAUGCCCUUUUCGAUCUUCCCUAUGCGUCUUUCCCUCCUUCUUUUCCCCGCUGCCGGUAGACGCUAGGUUGCCACACUCGUCUUCCGUAUCAUCCCGCCAACAGCAACAUCGUCGAAGUGAGAGUCGACGUGACGGGCAGUCAGAGACGGACAGACAGACGCAAGCGUCAGGAAGCGAGAUCGCAUGUUGCUCGCUUACUACCGGUCCUCCAGCCGACACUAAACCUACAUCUAAUACCGUGCCCGCGAGCGAGGCCUAAAACCCAAUAUCACCCACGCCACCAACGGCAAUAAUCCUAUUCCUUCUGGGCCACUACAGCCGUUGCGAGCAACUGCUUAGGUACAGGUACUACAAGGCGGCUAUUUUUCGGGGACACACACGUACUGUACCUUACCGUGCUCGCAUUCCGUUCCCUCGUCGCCUCCAUUUUCUCGACUCUCCUCUUUUUUUCUUCUUCGCUCUCUUUGUCGUCUUCUUCCCUGCUCAACUAGAAAAGCGGUCUGGUACCCCCGAAGGCUCGAGGUGUGACGCACAUCAGGCCGAGAUUAGUCUCCUUGCCGCCGCCCUAAAUCUCUACCUUUCGAUCGACCCAACGACCUCAUCCGACCCCAGGGAGGCAUGGCAAGCUGCUAGCCCGUCUUGACAGAAAAAAGACAAGCACCCGCGGCUCAGCUCUCUCUAUCGAGCCACUCGCCUGCGACCACUCGCCCGCCAAGACCACACUAAAUUUGCUGCAUCCGCUGGCACUGGAACACUGCGGGGCCACACGAUCGGGGACCAAGCGACGGACGAGGAGGGAGCAAAAAGAAAAAAAAAGCGGGGAGCCUCCCUGUCUCGGAACUGCGUGCUGCUCCACCACUAGCUCUGCUGGCUGGCCCGACCUUGGAUUCUUAUUAACCCAAAAAUUCCCCAACCCACCCCCCUGGCCUGCCUGCUGCAAAGCCCGCACGCUGCUGCUGCACCACCAUACCUCAUCCACUUACACCCGCCGCUCCGAAUCGUCCACCGCACAACCACGCUGGACACGACGAGCGAGGUGCGACGGACUGUGCCUUCACCUUGAGCAGGCCCCAAAAGCCUUCCUGACCAGACAGACUCCUGAAGAAAUUGCCGGGCAAUUGAUUUGGCGACAUGUCGCUCAAGCAGGAAAUAGAAGCCUGGGUCACGGCCCUGGGCCGCUACGACAACAAUGAGUUCGAGGACGCUCUGGGCGAGUUCGACAAGAUCUCGGACACCUCCAAGAUCCUUUUCAACAUGGGCGUCAUCCAUGCCACGCUCGGCGAGCACGAGAAGGCCGUCGAGUGCUACCAAAGAGCCAUCAAGCUGGACCAGUACCUAGCAGUGGCUUAUUUCCAGCAGGGUGUCUCCAACUUUCUGCUCGGUGACUUUGAGGAGGCCCUCGCAAACUUCAACGACACCCUGCUCUACCUCCGGGGCAACACCAUGAUUGACUAUGCCCAGCUCGGACUUCUGUUCAAGCUGUACUCGUGCGAGGUGUUGUUUAACCGUGGCCUGUGCUAUAUCUAUCUCCAACAGAAGGACGCCGGUCUGCAGGAUCUGAACUACGCCGUCAAAGAGAAGGUGGUUGAGGACCACAACGUCAUCGACGACGCCAUCCGCGAGGAGGCAGAGGGCUACACGGUGUUUUCCAUCCCCGUCGGUGUAGUGUACAGACCCAACGAUGCCAAGGUGCGGAACUUGAAGACGAAGGAUUACCUCGGUAAGGCGCGCCUGGUCGCUGCGUCGGACAGAGCCAACGCCUUCACUGGCUUUGCCGGCUCCGAGAUCAAGAACGCCGGCAAGACCGACGUCAAGGACGACCGCCCGGCCGACAACAUCUCCUUCGCGGCCACGAACCUAGUCAAGCCCGGCCUGCAGAGCCGCAGGCAACAAUCCGAGCCGCCCAACGGCAGGAAUAAUGUCUUCCCUCCCACCCCGCCGCCCGAGAACGACAAGCCGACGACCAUGAGCCGCGGAGCCUCCGUUCGCAACGGGCCCAAGCCGAUGCCCGCCAAGCUCAACAUCGAUAAGGCGAGGCCCAACGACCGGUACGAGCGGACAUCGUCCCCACAGGAGCAGCGCCGGCCACAGAGGGCCGCCUCGUCCGCCUCGGUCACGCCGUCGCGAGGCUACUCGCAGCGUGGCGACCCUCGGAGGAGACCGUCAUCGCGAGAGGAAGAGGAGGGCUACCUGGACGACGUCUACGAUACCUACGGCGCCGGAGGAGGUGGCGGCGGCGGCGGCGGCGGCGGCGUCCGCAGCAGUCGGUCGCAAAGACGGCCUCCGCCCCAGCAGCAGCGGUACAUUGAAGAGGAGGAGGAGGGCAGCGAUUUCGACGAUGGGUCCUUUGACGAGGGAGACUUUGAGAUGGUCUCUAACCGCAGGCCCGGCACCAACUCGGUUUCUGGCUCACAAAGGGGCCAGUCUCGCAGGCCCGACAUCCGAAACAUCAAGGUCAAGGUGCACUACACGGCCACGGACGACACGAGGAUGAUCUUGAUCGGAGCUGCUUGCGAGUAUGCCGGCUUCGUCGACCAAGUCCGCAACAAGUUCAAGAUCCCCUCUCGCCGGGGUAUCAAGAUCAAGGUCCGCGACGACGAUGGAAGCGGCGGUCAACCUGACAUGAUCACCAUGGGUGAUCAGGACGACCUGGAUAUGGCCAUUAUGAACGCCAAGUCCGCCGCCCGGAGAGAGAGGCAAGACAACGGAAAGAUGGAGGUUUGGAUUCAGGAUGCAUGAUAGAGUGGAGCGAUGAUUUUUCUUCUAGCCACAACGCGUCUCAUAUACCCCAGCAUCCGAGUGCGUUUCUGAGCCACACGAAAGUUAUGAUGGGUUUCCCCACGUUUUUGUUUUUUCCUAUGAUAAAAGAUUACACCAACCUGUACCGCUGAGCUGUCAUCAUUUCCAUCUCACAUACUCCUCUGGCACUCCGGACCGGGACAUGGCUGAGAGCCUUGCCCUGGGUUAACUGCCUUCCCGAGCUGGUUGACUGCAUUGCACCCUUCCACUUGUUCUCUCUAUCGAGUCGGACCGACCGCGUUGUUCCUCGUUCCUUUUCGUCUUCGGGGUUUCUGAUCUCCUGUCUUGAGUGUUUUUUCUCAUCCUACACAUCACUUUACCCCACGGCCAUCUUCUCUACUUGACCAGCAUAUAUCCCUUGGAUAGGGCGGAGAAUAGGCGAACUGCGCGAGCACUCAACCGACUUGUUUCUCUUUUUGUAUUCGAGUCACAUACCAUCUCCUCGCAUCUAAUCUUUUUUUUCCUUUUUUUCUUUUUUUUCGGUUGUCUUGGCUGGCUCUAAAGAUUUCUGUUACCGUAUUUUGUGUUUUCAUUUCUCUCUUUUUCCACAUUUUCUCUUCCCUCUCCUUCACUCGAAGGGCUGCUUUUGGGGGCCUGGUUGCCGACAGGAAGCUCCUGGGCCAACAGCAGUCGCUCAUCGAUCGCUUUAGUCAAUAACUUUUUAGUCCCGAGGUCGACGUGUACCCGUGCGAGCUUAGCAGCACGGCAGGGAGUUCUCGUUAGGAUGAUGGAGAUGUCUAUGUUUGGGUCGAGCAGCAUUUAGCCACUUUGUUGUCAUCUCAAGUCACAGCGUACAUGCGUUGCUUGU